CGUGGGGGCAUCUGCUUGGAGAGUUUGGCGAUUCCAGACAAAAUGUGAUCCAUAGCCUCAAAGAAUAAACGUUUUGUUGUUUCCACUUUCCCAAGUGCUAUUCACUUUGCAAGACAAUUGCUUCGCUCAAAUUUUUCAGUUUAACUCAGUGAACCUGAAAGUGUUUUUAAUUGAAAAAAAAAAUGGAGAUCGAUGAGGUAGCGGAGCUAGAACGUCUGUCCCUGGUAUCAAAAAUCUGCGCUGAAUUGGAAAAUCAUUUUGGUCAGAACGACGAUCACAAAGUUCUCGCUCAAUUCAUUAUCCACCUCUCCAAGAAGAACACAACCUUCGAGACAUUCAAGAAAGCCCUCAUUGAAAAUGGUGCAGACACAUUCUCCGAUUCCUUCAUCUCCAAUAUUCUCCGUAUAAUCCAGCACAUGAAGCCGUUAAAAGAAGUUCCAAAUCCAGUGAUCAAGAGCAAGCAGGAUGAAUUGGCGUGUAAAUUUCCGGGUUUAGCAGCAGCUAAUCAAGCCCCCGUACCAGCAGACGAUGUUGAUAUCGUGGAUGAUGCGAUGGCUUCGCUCGAGGAAUUUGCCCCAUCGUCUCUUCAAACCAACGGUGAAAGUGAACCAGUGGUAAAAUCCAGGGAAACACCAGAGAAAAAAGAGAACUCUAGGCGUGAACGUUCACGAGAUCGCUCGAAAGACAGAAAACGAAGAUCUAGGAGUCCCUCUCGACGAGACAGACGACACAGAUCUCGAUCUGUUGAUCGCUCAAAACACAGACACCGAGAUAAACACUCGAGGGAUCGAUCCAGAUCCAGAGAACGGAGUCGUCGUUCUCGUGAUCGAUCGAGGUCUAGGGAUCGAGAUCGACGUCGUCGUAGAUCUCCAGAUCACCCUCGCAAACAUAAUUCUCGUGAUUAUUACAGAGAUUCAAGACACAAACGUAGUCGUUCACGUUCACGCUCCAAUGAGGAAGUUAUUCCGAUGGAUCCAGAAGUGGGUAAAGUCUACACUGGAAAAGUAGCUAAUGUCGUGCAGUUUGGAUGCUUCGUCCAGCUGGAGGGUCUCAGACGAAGAUCCGAGGGUCUAGUUCAUAUUUCUCAACUGAGAAGGGAAGGAAGAGUGGCCAGCGCCAGCGAUGUUGUAUCCAAGGGUCAGAAAGUUUAUGUAAAAGUCCUCAGUGUUGCUGGACAGAAGAUAUCUCUCAGUAUGAAAGACGUUGAUCAAGACUCUGGACGUGAUUUGAAUCCUAUUCUGGCGAUCACUAGAGCUGAAGAGGAUGAGAAGCACUUGAGAAAUCCAGAUCGACCGACUUCCUUGUUGGAACUCGAGGGAAAUCUCGAGGAGGACGAGACCUACUCACGACCUCGUGUUCAACGUCUCUCUUCUCCGGAGAAAUGGGAAAUAAAGCAGAUGUUGGCUGCAUCGUGUAUUGACAGGAGUGAACUUCCAGAAUUCGACAUGGAGACUGGAGUUUUGCCUCGUGAGGACGAUGAGGAAGAGGACGUGGAGAUUGAACUCGUGGAGGAAGAGCCACCAUUCCUCCAUGGCCAUGGGCGUGCACUUGGUGAUCUCAGUCCAGUUAGAAUCGUAAAAAAUCCUGAUGGAUCUUUGGCACAGGCUGCUAUGAUGCAGAGUGCACUGGCUAAAGAACGGAGGGAGCAAAAAAUGCUGCAGAGAGAGCAGGAAAUGGACUCAGCGCCAACAGGAUUGAAUAAAAAUUGGGUGGACCCUCUGCCGGAUGCUGAGAGUCGUCAAGUUCCUUCCAACAUGAGGGGAAUCGGUCUCCAGACUCAGGAUCUUCCUGAGUGGAAAAAGCACGUAAUUGGAGGUAAAAAAUCGUCAUUCGGAAAGAAAACAAAUCUCACAUUGUUGGAGCAGCGCCAGAGCUUACCGAUUUAUAAAUUGAGAGAUGAUUUAGUCAAGGCUGUCACUGAUAACCAGAUUCUAAUAGUCAUUGGGGAGACUGGCUCUGGAAAAACAACACAAAUAACUCAGUAUUUAGCAGAAGCUGGAUUUACAUCUCGAGGAAAAAUCGGUUGCACACAGCCAAGAAGAGUUGCCGCAAUGUCAGUGGCUAAGAGAGUUGCUGAGGAGUUUGGAUGUCGUCUGGGGCAGGAAGUUGGAUACACGAUUCGUUUUGAGGAUUGCACAAGCCCUGAGACUAAUAUUAAAUACAUGACAGAUGGUAUGUUGCUUAGAGAAUGUCUUGUGGAUCUAGAUCUCAAAAUGUACUCAGUAAUUAUGUUGGACGAGGCCCAUGAACGUACCAUUCACACUGACGUUCUCUUUGGAUUAUUGAAACAGGCAGUGGGUCGACGUCCAGAUCUCAAAUUAAUCGUCACGAGUGCAACCCUCGAUGCCGUUAAAUUUUCCCAGUACUUCUUCGAGGCUCCGAUUUUCACGAUUCCUGGGAGGACAUUUGAAGUUGAAGUUAUGUACACUAAAGAGCCAGAAACUGAUUACUUAGAUGCCGCAUUGAUUACAGUAAUGCAGAUUCAUUUGCGAGAACCACCUGGUGAUAUUCUAUUAUUCUUGACUGGUCAGGAGGAGAUCGACACAGCUUGUGAGAUUUUGUAUGAGAGGAUGAAGUCACUCGGCCCUGAUGUACCUGAACUCAUUAUCCUACCUGUUUAUUCAGCCCUACCCUCUGAAAUGCAGACCAGAAUUUUCGAACCUGCACCGCCUGGAUCGAGAAAAGUCGUUAUAGCAACAAAUAUCGCUGAAACAAGUUUAACAAUCGAUGGUAUUUAUUACGUAGUCGAUCCAGGAUUUGUUAAACAAAAAGUGUACAAUUCAAAAACUGGAAUGGACAGUCUUAUCGUGACGCCAAUCAGUCAAGCAGCUGCCAAACAACGAGCUGGAAGGGCUGGACGCACUGGACCUGGAAAAUGUUAUAGAUUAUACACAGAAAGAGCUUACAGAGACGAAAUGUUACCCACACCUGUACCAGAAAUUCAGAGAACGAAUUUAGCAACGACUGUACUGCAAUUGAAAACAAUGGGUAUCAAUGAUUUAUUACAUUUUGAUUUCAUGGAUGCACCACCAGUUGAGUCCCUCAUAAUGGCCCUCGAGUCAUUGCACAGUCUCAGUGCUCUCGAUAACGAGGGAUUAUUAACGAGACUAGGUAGGAGAAUGGCAGAGUUCCCAUUGGAGCCGAAUUUAUCAAAAAUGCUGAUCAUGAGUGUUCAUCUUCAGUGCUCUGAUGAGAUAUUAACGAUCGUCAGUAUGUUGUCAGUGCAGAAUGUUUUUUACAGGCCAAAGGACAAGCAAGCAUUCGCAGAUCAGAAGAAAGCCAAAUUCAAUCAGACCGAGGGAGAUCAUUUAACUCUUCUGGCUGUUUACAACUCCUGGAGGAAUAAUAAAUUCAGUAAUCCCUGGUGUUACGAGAAUUUUGUACAGAUUAGAACGUUGAAACGAGCGCAGGAUGUGAGGAAGCAGCUGCUGGGGAUCAUGGAUAGGCACAAAUUGGAUGUUGUUUCAGCUGCAAAGAAUACAGUGAGGAUUCAGAAGGCCGUGUGCUCCGGAUUUUUCAGGAAUGCUGCCAAAAAAGACCCUCAGGAGGGAUACAGAACACUUGUUGACAGUCAAGUGGUUUACAUUCAUCCCAGUAGUGCUUUGUUUAAUAGACAACCUGAAUGGGUUAUUUAUCAUGAACUCGUGCAAACGACUAAGGAAUAUAUGAGAGAAGUUACGACUAUUGAUCCUAAAUGGCUCGUGGAAUUUGCCCCUGCUUUCUUUAAAUUCAGUGAUCCUACGAAAUUGAGUAAAUUUAAGAAAAAUCAACGACUUGAACCUUUGUAUAAUAAAUACGAAGAGCCUAAUGCCUGGAGGAUAUCCAGAGUUAGACGAAGACGGAAUUAAACUUUUGUACAUAAUAUUUUCUUUCGUUCCAUGUUUGCAGCAAUUAAUAAUUAUUUUUAUUGUAAA
This is a messenger RNA of Fopius arisanus, 3914 nucleotides long. RefSeq names its product ATP-dependent RNA helicase pea (gene pea). The record is from RefSeq and is a predicted model, not a curated record. Gene Ontology annotation, biological process: spliceosomal complex disassembly; mRNA splicing, via spliceosome. The transcript has a single exon. Bases 183 to 3848 code for a protein of 1221 amino acids. Gene Ontology annotation, cellular component: catalytic step 2 spliceosome; intracellular anatomical structure. NCBI's taxonomy places the organism in Eukaryota, Metazoa, Arthropoda, Insecta, Hymenoptera, Braconidae. Gene Ontology annotation, molecular function: ATP binding; RNA binding; RNA helicase activity.